UUCUACGACCUUUUUUGUAGCUUGAUCUUGCCGUGCCCCCAUUUCUGACUGUUUGCUUUUUCCUUCAUAAACAAAAAUUCCCUCUCCAAUGUUGUAUCGUCUGCAACUGUAUUUGUUUGUUUCUCAGUGUGCUCGAGAACGACUAUUGCUUGUGGUGUUAUACACAAGAAACAUUGCCGGUGGAAAAAUUGACAAUUCAUGUCAAAAAACUUUGCGUGAGGUAAAAGUACCCCAACCAUUGAGCUCCUUCCAGAUAAGUUGUGGUUUAGCCAAGGAAGUUAUCAUGGCAGGAGCUGUAACUCUGCCAAAUUCCUGCGACAGUAGGAACGACGGUGCGAAGUUGCCAACAGUGCUCAUUGUGUUGGGGAUGGCCGGGAGCGGCAAAACGAGCUGGGUUCAACGGGUGACAGCUCAUCUUUAUGCCCAAAAGCGACGUCCGUACGUGAUAAACCUUGACCCGGCUUGUCAUGAGGUGCCGUAUCCAGUCAAUGUUGACAUCCGGGACACUGUUAAAUAUAAAGAAGUGAUGAAACAGUAUAAACUCGGGCCCAACGGUGCAAUUGUCACAUCUCUGAAUUUAUUCUCGACAAGAUUCGACCAGGUCAUCGAGCUAUUGCAGAAACGUUCAUCAGAGCAUGACAUCGUCCUUGUUGAUACGCCAGGACAGAUCGAGGUCUUCACAUGGAGCGCUUCGGGAGAUAUCAUUACGCGAGCCUUAGCUUCGGCUUUUCCCACCGUUCUGAUAUAUGUCAUGGAUGUAGUCCGAUCAACAAAGCCAGUGACUUUCAUGUCGAACAUGCUUUACGCUUGCUCCAUUCUAUAUAAGACUCGGUUACCGUUCAUUAUUGCAAUGAACAAGGUCGAUGUCGUCUCACAUAGCUAUGCUCAAGAAUGGAUGCGUGAUGGUGAGGCGUUUGAAACGUCACUUCGUCAAGAAACUUCAUACAUCUCUACAUUGGCCUCAUCACUUGGCCUUGUUCUCGAUGAAUUCUACAAAAAUAUUAAAUCCGUCGGAUGCUCGGCUGUGUCGGGAUUUGGCUGUGAUGAGUUCUUCCAUGCGGUUGACGAAGCUCAAAUUGAAUAUGAGACUGAAUACAAACCUGAAUAUGACCGGAUGAUGAAGGAAGAGAACCAACGACUUGAGCAAGAGAAAAAGGAUUUUCUGAACAAAAUAUCCUCUGGCGACUCAGUCCUGAGUAACGUAGAUGCCAUCCCGGAGAAGGAACCUGGUAGUGAGAUACUAAUUCGUCCGAGCUAUGGCCUGGACCUUGAAGAACCCGAUUCUGAAGAAGAUAUUGCCCACGAGCAGGAAGAAAGUAACGAUGAGCAAAAAGAAUAUGAGUCGUUUAAGAGCUUUCUUGCUAAAGAGAAAAAUAAAAGAACAAAAAGAAUAUGCAAAAACACACAAUGAGUACGCUGUACUCGUUGUGCCAUGCAAUCUUCAAAGAAAGGGCUAAUCUAUAAGAAAAUAGGAGAAACUGGCGUCUGUGAUUCAAUGGGCAAACGUGCUGUAUAUAGCAAAUCUUGUGAUCAACCUUAUAAAUAGUUCAAUCAAGUUUUGAUGGACAGUCUAAGAAAAUUAAGCUUUGUGUCAUUCAAAAAACGUUAGGUUCUUUGAUAUUAAACUAAUUAUUAUAUUGCUAACUAUUAUUGGGCAUGAUUUCUUAUCACCGUUAUACAGGAAGGCGGCAAUACACUAAAAAGACACUGAAAUAAAGCUCACUGAAAUAGACCAUAAAUAGGCGGAAAGUCCGAAAGAUAUUUUACAAUGUCAUGAACAUUAUAGAAUAUUUUUCGUGUUAACGCUGUGCUCCCAACAGCAGGUUGAGUUGUAUAUUUUUUGUAAGAAGGCAC
Varroa destructor (honeybee mite) is the source of this 1854-nucleotide messenger RNA. RefSeq names its product GPN-loop GTPase 1. Gene Ontology annotation, molecular function: GTPase activity. The record is from RefSeq and is a predicted model, not a curated record. NCBI's taxonomy places the organism in Eukaryota, Metazoa, Arthropoda, Arachnida, Mesostigmata, Varroidae.